UCAGGCAUGUUGUUGUACGUACUCUACUACCAUUGCUAUUAUUAAUUACUACACGACACCACACCGUACGCUCAGAACAUAUACCAACGUGAUACGUGCGAAUACGACGACGAUAUCACGUCGACGAGAAGCAGCAUCAGCAGCAACGGCGACGGCGACGGCGACGAAAGAGGGCAUGGGAAGGCCGUCCAUUGAGGCGCUGGCAAUGGCGGACGCCGACUGGGCGCAGCACUGCGCCGCCUUCGACGACGACGACGCAGGCGCGCCGCCGGAGCACCUGCGCGUCUUCGAGACGUUCAUCGACGCGGUGGUGCCGGUGGACGUGGUGCUGGCGUUCGGGCGCGAGCAGAGCGCGCGCGCCCGGCGCGGGGAGCGGCACCGGAGCCACCAGGAGGACGUCAAGGAGAAGCUCAAGCUCUGGGCCAAGGCCGUGGCGGCCAAGGCGAGACAAGACAGCAUCAAACACAACAGCAGCAACAAGAGUGCAUGCGUACACGGCGGUGUCUAGCUAGGGCAUAUGCAUGCAUGCUAGCUUAUUUCUCAACACACACCUACUGACC
Molecule: messenger RNA, 560 nt
Organism: Sorghum bicolor (sorghum)
Lineage: Eukaryota; Viridiplantae; Streptophyta; Magnoliopsida; Poales; Poaceae
Exons: 1
Coding region: 176-508 (110 amino acids)
Source: RefSeq, a predicted model, not a curated record